AUAGAGUUGCUAUAGAUUCUCCUCUCUUAGGGCAUUUAUUUAUCCUGUAUGAAGCUUGAUGUGCUAUGCACUCACCAAGCGAGUUGCGCUAGCCAGUGCAGUUGAUCACUGUGUAAAGUCGGCAUUCACAGGUCCGAAUGAGACGAAUCUGAUAGUGGCGAAGGCUUGUUUCAUCCAAAUUUACCUUCUUCACCCGGAUGAACAGCUCGAUGGAUUGGAAGAUUUUUGCGACGAGGUAGCCAAGGCCACCAGGUUGAAGCUGGUGUAUGAGACGAUGCUGUUUGGAAACGUCGAGGCCAUGGCUUCAAUUCGACUAUUUGGGCACGCCACCGAUGCCCUAAUCCUGUGCUUCGCCGAUUGCAGAGUUUCUAUUGUGGAGUGGGACGCUUCAAAGCACAAAAUGGAUAUCGUUUCGAUGCACCGGUUCGAUCCCAACGUUUUUUCAAAGCAAGGUCCUAGCCAGCACCUGAUUCCCCCCAGAGUGAUCGUUGACUACGAGAGGAGGUGUGCAUGUGUUUUGGUGUGCGAUUGCUUUGUGGCGGUGAUUCCUUUCAUCGACACGCGCGGCGCGUCGAACAGCAUACAGUCGACCAAGAACCUAGAAGCUGGGUCCGAGCCGGCGGCCUCCAAGGUGCCUGCGAGGGGCGGCAAGAAGGCGUACUACCCGCCGUCUUACGUGGUGCGUUUGCCGGACUAUGGAGUUAAAAAUGCCAAGGAUAUUAAGUUUAUGCAUGGCUAUUAUGAGCCGGCGCUGAUGAUAUUGUACGAACCCGUGGGGAGUUGGAUAGGUCGGUGUUCUAUAUUUGGAGAUAGUGCGUCAGUAGCGAUUAUCACGUUGAACAUGCCUAUGCAGAAGUCGAUGUUGGUUUGGUCGGUUGAUCACCUUCCGUACAAUUGUUAUCGGAUUUGCCCGCUGCGUUCUCCUGGGGGGGCAUGCAUUUUGUCGCCGAACGCGAUUUUAUAUUUGGACCACUCUUCGAGGUACAGGUUGUCGCUGAACAAGUUUGGAGACGAUAACGUUACCCACCAGAGCGCUGGCAAGUUCGUUUCGGAGGCAUCGCCUUUGACGUUGUCUUUAGACAAUGCGCAAUACACGUUUUUGAACGACUAUACGGUUUUGUUGUCUAUUUCGUCUGGUCACCUCGUCAUGAUGAGCAUUGUGUCGGACGGCCGCACGGUGACGCACAUCGACUUGCACUGUCUGGGGAGCUCCAUUUUGGUAUCGUGUCUGUGUGUGUUAUCGGAAAAGUACUUGUUUUUGGGCGCUCGUUUGGCAGAUUCGUUGUUGAUGGUGUACCGGUCUGUGGUUGACGCGUCUGAGCGAGUUAGCGACAAGAAGCGCUUGGCCACGACGCCGGUGGAGGUGGUUGCCGAGGAGGGGUCUCCCGACGCGGGGUCCGCCUACGCGCAGUAUUCGGAGCUGAUUGACGAGGAGGAUUUCGAAGAGGGCGUCGUCAAGGUGUUGAAGUCGAUGCAGUUGAGCAAGCUGACGUUGCAGGGACAGACUCAGAGGUACAUUAAGUGGGAGGUUGAGGCGGUUGAGUCUUUGAUUUGCAUUGCGCCACUCGGUGAUUACACGUUCAAGCCGAUUGUCAAGGAUGAGGCGUUGUACGAACAUUCUGAGACCAAGGAGUACGAAUUGAUUGCCUGCAGUGGGAUCGACAAGAGCGGAGCGCUCACAAUUAUAAGGCACGGCAUCAGACCUGUCGUGGUGAGUUCGGUGGAUUUGGCAGAUUGCAACGCGAUUUGGACGUUGUAUUGCGAGUCGGGUGAGUCGCACGGCUUGGGCGAUGGUGGAGAGGGGCGGGGCGAGGGGGAGGCGUCCGGUCGAGCCGCGGAGUUUUCUCGCGCUGAGAGGUUUCAAAAGUACAUUUUUCUUGCACAGUCCGGCUCGACGGUUGUUUUGGAGGUCGGAGACGACAACAUUACGAUUGCGAGCGGCGUGCCCGACAUCGUUCGCAACACGUCUUUGAACGCGGGGAACGUUGCAGGCGGUCGUCUGAUCGUGCAAGUUCAGUAUUACUGCAUUUUGCUGUUAGAUGGUUUGCGAGUGGUACAAGUUCGAGAGGUGCCGGAAGGUCGGUACGUGGUUUGGAGCGAUAUUUCGGACCCGUACGUGGCCGUAUUGUUGGACAGCGGCGUGGUGCAGCUCUACGAGUUGGACGAGUCUUUGGAUUCUUUGGACUUGGCGCGCGGUCCGCCCGAGUUGUGCGAGAAGGUGACGAUGUUGGCGCUGUUUCGAGACAAGAGCAACGUGGUCGGGUUCAACUUGCUGACUGCGGAGGCGCGUUCCAGGGUUUGCGAGUUGCCCGACGAGGUCGACGACUUGGAGGGCCAAGUCGAAGGGAGUCACAUUUUGGACGAGGAGGAGUACGUGGAAAUGUGUAACGACCCCAUAGAGAUCGUUUUGUAUGGCGGGAUUGGUGCUCGACAGCACGCCAAGAAGAAGGAGAAAAUGCCGAGCAGGACGAAUUGGGAGUCCAAGGUCUUUCCCUCGUCCGAGCUGGUGAGGCCGACUUACCUCGCGCUGACGUACGAAAGCGGGACGCUCGAAUUUUACCGGAUCUCGACGUUCGAAUGUGUGUACAGGUGUGCGGGUCUCAAUAACGGUCGCCAGCGUUUGGAGCACGACAACGACCCGAGUCUUUAUUGGACAUUUAGCGAGGUCGUUGGCAAGCAAGAAGACAUGCCGAUCGUCGUUGAUUUGCGCAUUGAGUCGGUUGGCUCGAAGUGCAGUCUUCCGUUUUUGAUCGCGUGCUUGGACGACGGGAACAUUUUGGUCUAUCACUGUUAUUUUUACGAAGAUCUUUUGGUUGAUGAGUCGGUUCUGCCGAUUCGUUUCGUUCGCGUGUCGCUGCCCACGGUCGCGUUUAACACGGUUUAUUCGUUUCACCAACAGGGAGACGCGCCCGCCGACCAGCACGACGACAUCAAGAUUUUGUCUUUGCAGAAGCGCGAAUGGGUUUAUUCAAGAAUUCAUCCGUUUUUCAACCUUUCAGGGUUUUCCGGAUUUUUCAUUACCGGCGACUUCCCGAUGUGGAUAUUUUGCGAGCGCGACUACCCGCGCAUGCAGCGCCUCGUAGGAGAGGGGUCCAUCCACGCCUGGGCGCCGAUCAACAGCGCGGGAUGUCCCAACGGAUUCAUUUACACGACUUCAGGCCGCUUCAAGUUCGCCUAUUUAGACCCUUCCUGGAACGUUGAGUGCACGGGCGGGGGGACGUCCGUCUUCCGCAUUCCCCUGCGCAUGACGCCCUACUCGAUUGCCUACGACUCCGAGGAGAACACCGUCGCGGUCGUGCUUUCCAAUCGAUACGUCGACAUGACCAGGUAUCUGCUUUCCAACCCCGACUUGCCCAAGAAGGACUCGGCUCCCGCUCACCUCGAUUUGCGCCUUCCCCCUAUAUUCGAAGAGAAAUACGAGCUGCAUUUGAUCGAUCCGUCCAUUUGGGAGACGACCGACGUCUACGCGCUUCUGCCCGAGGAAUGCGGCAUCGUGCGACUGCUUUCUCUCGACUACUACACCCACGCGGACCGCCGUCCGAAGCGCAUGAACUUCCUAGUGCUCGCCACGGCGAUCGUUCGCGGAGAGGACGUACUUUGCAAGGGUCGAAUCGUGGUCUUCGAUAUCGUCAACCAACUUUCUUCGUCGUCCCCGACUCGAGCCCAGCUCAACCUGAAGUUCUCCAAAGAGCGCCGCAGUCCAGUGUCUUCCAUCGACUGCGUCAACGGCAUUCUGAUCGCCUCCGAAGGAAGGCAAAUUUACCUGUACCAACUUCGCGCCAACGAAGGUCUCUAUCCCAUCGCCUUCUUCGACGUCCAACUCUCCACCGUCGACAUUUCCGUGAUCAAGAACUACAUCCUGCUCGGCGACAUCCACCGAAGCAUUCGCCUACUUCGCUGGAUGGACCCGCUCAAGAACCUUCAGCUGCUCGCCAAGGACUACGACAAGUUCAACGUCCUCGGCACAACCAUGAUCCUGCAACAAGAGAAGCUCUCACUCGUCGCCUCGGACGACCGCGGGAACAUCUACCUAUACGUCUACGACCCCGAGGACUUCAAGUCGCUAGACGGCACAAAACUAAUCUGUCAAGGGGAUUUUUAUUACGGUACACUUUCGAAAUGCAUGGUUCGCUUUCAAGCGCGUCCCCUUCCCGGCGAGCGAAAGGAUGCCGACCUCGACAUCGGAACAUUCCUCGGAGGGUUAGACGGCAGUCUCGCCUACAUGAUACCUAUAUCGGACCACGUGUUCGCUGUCCUUCGAAAAAUAGAGUCGAGGCUCGUCGAGCAGCUGGAGCACACGGCGGGGCUCCACCCAUACGCCUUUCGCCUGACCCGCCCGGCCUAUCGUCUCACUCACACUCACGUCAGGGCUGUGCUGGACGGCGAGCUGCUCUUCAAGUUCGUCCAGCUGGAGAGAACCAAACAGGACGAAAUUGCGCAAGCUUCCGGAUCCACGACGGAGCGCGUCCUGGACUAUCUCGCCCAAGGCAUGUUCCAAGCGGGGGUACUACUAGCCGCGUCGGAGGAGAAAGCGCGAAAAAAAUGUACGUAUUUCUUUUUAGCCUAUUGUAGGAAGUAUGGUCUUUGGUCUAUUUUUAAACAGGUAUUUUUUCCUUAUGAUGCCUAUUACGUCAUAAGAGGUUUUAUCGCCUGUGGAUUUUUUCAGGACUGCGAAUGGUUUUGCCAGCGUUACCAGACUUCCUCUCAGUUCAUGGUUUCCCACCUUCAGGGUCGCCGAUCCCUGCAACGGCGUCAGUUACGCGCGGAUGGGGGGGCGGCGCACAAAAAAAAAAGAGAGAGAGAGAGAGAGAGAGAGAGAGUACACACGUCUGGGUUUUUUGAGAGACUGCCCAGCGGGAUGCCGUUGAGAGCGCAGUUCGUUUCGAUUUGGAUUUCUCCUUGCAGCUCUAUGGCUAGCCAUUCUGGCGGCGUUUUUUGGCACUUAAGAGGUAUUUGGAUCAUGGAGAUUUACAAAUGUGUGUUUUUUUUUUCAAUGGUACAAAGUUUUUUCAUGGCCCAUGUUCACUUUUUUUCCUGUUGGAGAGAUACGCGCGCCAUAAUUUAUCGAUUCUGUCGAGAGUUGGGUGUCUGUGGAUCCUGGCUGGUCGUUGUGGUUUGAGGGUGUGAACACUGGAGGGCGAGACUACUCUGAUUGCUUCCCAGGUAAGGGUACAUCCGAAGAUUGGGACGUAUUGGUGUUGAAUGUGGAGUUUGCGAUGACAGGGAGCUCUUCGUCUGGAACCCAGGAUGGGAAAGAGAAAGGCGAGGAAGGGAGAGGCAAGAAAGGAGAUUCUAUACGAGGGUUACGCACACAGGGUGGGGUGGC
Messenger RNA from Schistocerca gregaria, 5326 nucleotides. RefSeq lists its product as uncharacterized. Gene Ontology annotation, molecular function: nucleic acid binding; protein binding. Bases 59 to 5119 code for a protein of 1686 amino acids. NCBI's taxonomy places the organism in Eukaryota, Metazoa, Arthropoda, Insecta, Orthoptera, Acrididae. The record is from RefSeq and is a predicted model, not a curated record. Gene Ontology annotation, cellular component: nucleus. The transcript has 4 exons.